UUUUGAUCUCGAUACUAGUUGCAUAUGUUUAUAUAUAAUGGGUAGUGCAAGACAAAGUGAUAUAUUUUUUUUUCAUAUGAGGCAUCCCAACUUUAGAAAUGCACUUAAAUUUUCAACAUAGUAUUACACUCCUGUUAAGACAUUCGGAAAAUAUAUUUAUGAUUCUAAUAAUAUUUUACCUCUAUAAUCUGCCGAUUCAACAAUAUCCUAGAUGUUUAAGACGUAAGGUUAACCAAAAUCAGCUUUACUAGUAGAGGCUUUCUCGGGGUUGUGUCGGGAGAACAUCCGAC
Molecule: messenger RNA, 290 nt
Organism: Aspergillus pseudotamarii
Lineage: Eukaryota; Fungi; Ascomycota; Eurotiomycetes; Eurotiales; Aspergillaceae
Exons: 1
Coding region: 99-251 (50 amino acids)
Source: RefSeq, a predicted model, not a curated record